AGACGCAAAAAGACUGUUCGCAUGAAGAGACACAUUGCUUUGGAGUAAACAUGGAGUAGAUUUAAAUAAAUAGUAAUAAUAACAUAUUAAACUGUGAUGCGCCAAGAAAUACGUAUGGAAAAUCAUGCAAGCAAUAAAAUGACUCAAAGUACAGUCUGUGCGUUGCCUUAUACACAUUUUGUCGUAAUUUUCCAUCGGUUUCUGGCUUGUUUGUCAAUAAAAAAGUGAAUUUUGUGGAUGAGCGGAAAAGGCAAGUGAUGAAGGAGAGAGAUGCGGAGGCCACGCGAAUGUUGGUUGGCUGAAAGAUUAGCGUUGGUUAGGGAAUGAUGGAGGAGGGGUAAGCAGUGAAAGAGAGUAAACGGGCGAGAACGAACCGGGUCAGAUCAGCGAUAGCCACACCCAGAACCGAAUAAAUCGAAUUUAAAAUUUUGUUAUCGACAUCGGACGAGAGUUGGGCUAUUUGUUUCGUUUUCGUUCAGCCAAUUCAGUGUAGAUUUUCUCUUCACAUAAUCCGGUAGCAUACAAUUAUGGCAAAGUUUAUAAAUGAGAUCGGUGAACUUCUUGAUUCCUGUAGAGCCCGAGAGGUUUUGAUGGAGGUAUUAUGCCAAAGUGCCCAAUUGGUAAUAGGAUACCAAAUCAAUCAGAGUCCAGACCUAAACAAUGUGGGUUCAGAAGACUCUGGGGAGCCACCUGUGCUUCGGUACACUGUGGACAGCGAACUGCACGACUAUGAACCAGAUCGCAUUACGGCUCUAUUGACGGUGAUGUCAAAUACGGUGGAUCUGCUUUUCUAUCCCGUAGACACCAUUUGCUGGCUGGCCAGUCACAAAGUUUUCGAUGUCAAAAAACAGAAGACCUGGCGCUUUGUGAACUCGUUACUCAGCAUGGUCUCUGCAUACCUAAACGUCGUGAGAAUUUCAAGAAUUUUCUUACAAGAUGGCUAUAAACUAAGUCACUUCGAUGUUGUGUCCCUUGCACACUUUUUAUUCGAUCUGCUUCACAACAUCUGCAGUUUACCAAGGAGUUACCUGUGGGGCAUGAAGCAUUCAUCCCUUUACUUGGGAGUUAUUGGCACCGUUUCUGCUGGACUGGGAAUUUGCCAGAUUUUGACCAAAAGAAGGCUGACCAAGUAGAAGGUUUUGCCAUUGAUGCUGAUUUUGGUGAAUGAAAUUUGAAGAUAGUCGUUAUCGUAUUUUUGGCGUGGUGAUAUUGAUAAGACAUUUGAAUGAGCCUCUAGUUGGCAUUCGUUUUAUAAGUACAAUAAAAAUAGUUUGAAAUACCUAC
Molecule: messenger RNA, 1284 nt
Organism: Drosophila melanogaster (fruit fly)
Lineage: Eukaryota; Metazoa; Arthropoda; Insecta; Diptera; Drosophilidae
Exons: 1
Coding region: 528-1133 (201 amino acids)
Biological process (GO): peroxisome fission
Cellular component (GO): peroxisomal membrane
Source: RefSeq, marked reviewed